CGACGGGCUGCGCGCCGCCCCGCCCAUCUCCACCGGGCGCGUCUCUCCAAGGGCAGGUGGCCAUGGCGGCGGCUGCGCGCGCGCUGCGCGGGGCGCUCGUGCUGCAGCAGCAGCGCUGGAGCUCGGGAUCGGGCGCCGACCAGCUGGGCGAGCUGGGCAAAGGUGCCGGGAAGGGCGGCGGCGGCGGCGGCGCGAUCCGCGAGGCCGGGGGCGCCUUCGGGAAGAAGCAGGCGGCCGAGGAGGAGCGGUACUUCAGGGAGAAGGAGAGGGAGCAGCUCGCGGCCUUGCGGGAGCACCAUGAGGAGGAGAUCGAUCACCACAAGAAAGAGAUAGAGCGUCUGCAGAAAGAAAUUGAGCGUCAUAAGUAUAAGAUUAAGAAACUUAAAGACGAUGACUGAGCUGGUGCUGUUGUUGAAUGUGCAUGGCCAAUACUGCUUGUGGUGUAAAACAGCGUUUAAAACUAUGUAUUGGUCUACAUAAUCCAAAUUCAUCCAAUUAUACAGUGCUCUACAGCAAUGCCAAAUAAACUACUCAGUCUCCCUC
Messenger RNA from Tyto alba (common barn owl), 543 nucleotides. It is a transcript of the gene ATP5IF1, whose product is annotated as ATP synthase inhibitory factor subunit 1. Gene Ontology annotation, molecular function: ATPase inhibitor activity. Lineage: Eukaryota; Metazoa; Chordata; Aves; Strigiformes; Tytonidae. Gene Ontology annotation, biological process: negative regulation of ATP-dependent activity. Gene Ontology annotation, cellular component: mitochondrion. The transcript has 3 exons. Bases 63 to 398 code for a protein of 111 amino acids. The record is from RefSeq and is a predicted model, not a curated record.